UGUAAAUAAAGCAGGAAAGGGAUGCCGCCAGAAAUAUCGGAACAGAAGAUAUUCACAUACUAUUGAAUCUGAAAAUAUUCCGGAAUCGGACGAUUCAGGUGAGAGCAGUGACGGGAUGUAUGGUCCCACUCAGGAAAUGUUGCCAUUCAUCCCAAUCCCAUCCUCUCUUGUUGGGAAUGCGACUUCUUUUCCAGUAUCUGGUGGUCAAGUUUCCAUUCCACCGCAAAAUCACAUGGACUUGCCUUAUAGAGAAUUGGCACCAAACGAACAACAUCCAUUCUUUAUUGCCACUGGAGGACAGGAGAAUUUGGAUAAGUCUUAUGCUAGCACCCCGGCAUUGCGUACAUUUCACACUAAUGCACCAAUGCAACCACAAGAGGCACUGGUGAAUCGUAAUUCAAGACAGUCCACUGGACUUCAUUUGGCAGGCCCUCCUUCGCAACAGGCGUCAAAUUCCAUGCCGUCUCAAGCACCGACACCAGCACAACAAGGUAACUGGAAUGCGUUAUACGCUGGGACGUCUUCUGCUGGGCAUCAACCCAUCCAAGACCAACCAGCAACAGCUCAACAGACAAAUUUUUACGGGCAAUAUUUUGGAACACCACCAGCAUCACAAUAA
Molecule: messenger RNA, 619 nt
Organism: Daphnia magna
Lineage: Eukaryota; Metazoa; Arthropoda; Branchiopoda; Diplostraca; Daphniidae
Exons: 2
Coding region: 116-619 (167 amino acids)
Source: RefSeq, a predicted model, not a curated record